UCAGUAGUAUAAAUUGACAUUUAGAAGAUUUUAGGAACAGAAAAAUAUAAAAAUUUUAUUGGAAUAAAACGGAAAAAUGUUAAGUCGACAGUAUAUAAAAAUUGCAAGUUCUUCGAGAGCCCUAUUGCGAAAUAAUAUAGUAAUAAGUCAUAAACAUGUAAUAACUCCAUGUUUAUGUAAUUUCCCUAAUCUACCAAUAAAUAGGCUAUUAGCAUCAAAUUCAAACUCAAGAGUUGUAGAAAAAAGUUUGGAAAAAGUACAUUCCCCUAAAAUAUCGCAAGAAGGUGCAAUAGAUCAGCGACCUACUAAAAAGCCUGCUGUAUCCGCAGAAACAGUUCUAGAGAAAUACGUAGCUGCCCUUAACACAGACAUAUAUCAAAAGAACAGAGUGUAUAAGAAUGAUUUUAUGAGAGUAUUGGCCAAGGUUAAAGAUUUAAACUUCAGUACUAAAAAACAGGGAUUGUUAUUGAUUCGAUGCUGCGGUGAACUGUUACCAGAUGAGUCUCCACUGUGUAGGAUGCAACUGGUGGAAGAGGUGUGGAAUACCAUAAAACCUCACACAAACUUUGAAGUGGAACAUUACAAUGAGCUGCUCAAAGUAUACAUAGCUAAUAAUAGGACUAUAACCGUCAGUAACUUUAUCAGUCAAAUGGCACCCGUCAAACCAACAAUCACAACUUAUGAACUGAUAUUGAGGGCUCUUGGAGAGGCUGGUGAUCUGAACCAAGCAACAGAAGUAAUAUCAAAUAUGAAAUCACAAGGGCUUCCGGCAACUGAAAGUGUAUUCAACUCUCUAAUCAUAUGUCAAGGAAAAGCUGGAAACUUCCAAAACAUUCAAGAAGUACUUACAAUGAUGAAGUCUCUCAAUGUGGCGCCAUCUAUCGAAACGUACACAGCAACAGUUAGAGCGCUGGCAUGGAACAAGAAACCCAAACCACUUCUAGAGGAAAUGGAAAAGGCUAAAGAACUAGGCAUGCAGUUCACUGAAGCACAUGUUAUGGAGAUUGUUAAGACAUUGGCUUAUGCUGGCCAGUAUCAACCUAUACCUACUGUCCUUAAUUAUCUCCCUGAGGAACUCUUAAAGUCACCAUCAAUUUCACCAUACAUGCAAAGUGUUACUACAUUGUUGGUGUAUCAGAAUCAUCCCAUAGCAGCUUUGGAUAUAUACAAAGCCCUGCCAUUGCCUUCAUUUGGACCCAAAGAUGAUAAGGGCUUGCAUGGAAGGAGUCUUGUUCGAGAUUGUGUUAAGGCAUCUAUGCCAUCCAGCAUCAUAGGUCUAAUAACACAAGAACUAAUGUCCUCUGGUCGCAAUCCUAUCGCAUUACAAAACGCUUGCGAAGCUGCCUUACAACUGGGCAAGGUACCUUUAGCCUUGGACUUGAUGACAAGGAUGCAGCAGAUGGGAAUCACCAUACGACCCCAUUACUUCUGGCCUAUUUUACUGCAAACUUCUAAAACUUAUGGGGAGAAAGGAAUAAUGAAUACGUUAACAACAAUGCAUCAAAUGAACGUCAAACCAGACUACGAAACUAUAAUGGAAUACGCUCUUCCAUACGUCAGCUUCACAUCGCCCCAGAACCUUAUGAAGAAGUUCUUGGAAACUGGUCUGAAUGUGGGGACAGUGUUGACGCCCAUGAUGGAAACUUUGCUCAAGACUGGACAAGUUAGAGCGGCUAGCGAGCUCUGUGAACUCUUCCAUGGCAAAAUAGACAACCAAAAACUGCUGAUACCCCUUGUAAAGGGAUACCUAUUAAGUUCUGACGUCAAGUCCACUGUACAUACAUUAGAGGAUAUGACCAUAAAAGCCCUUGACAAGAAUAAAGACUGGGUCGGCAGGUUUCUGUGCAAGUUCAUGGUGCAUAAGAAGAUAAAGGAGGAUCUGACUGAUAUGCUUAAUUUGUUGAAGGCACUAAAUAGUUCACCGGUCAAGAUAUCAACAGUGGCAGCAGAUUACUGUCUCUCUCGUCUCCCGGACAAAUUCGGGCAGGAGAAGAUAGAUCUGUUCCGGGACUACAUUAUACGGAUCACGGAUGAACGGCUGGUGGACGAAGGCGAUGUGUUCGAUCAACAGCUGCCGCACCCCAAACAUAUGAACGAGGAGAACUUAAAAGCGCAUCUACACGAAUUGGAAGCUAAGGGUAUGAACACAAGGGGAGUACUACGAAGAUUGCUCCAACAAUACUGCAGGGAAGGUAACCUUCAAGCCGCGAGGGAAAUCGCCGAGCGAUGCCAGAGGGAAGGGGUAUUCUUAUCAGCUGGCAUGAAAGCAGCCAUAUUCGAUCUUCACGUUAAACUCGGCGAGCUAGACUUGGCUGAGAUCGCGCUAGCAGACCUGAACAAAACAUCCCCUAACUUCACUCUAGACGAGUACAAAGUUAUCGAUUUCGCGACGUUAAUGGUGUAUCGGAAGAAAAUCGAUCAGGCUAUCGAUUUAAUUACUGAACAGUCUAAGAAAAGGAACAUAGUAGGCGGCCGCAGUAUCGCGAUGAACUGCUGGCGGCUGAUGGACGCGACCGCGGCGCACGGGACUCACGUCGACGUGCGGAACAUGUUCGAGCUGCUCACCAACUUCAAGUACUGCAAGCCUAGUAACGUCAUGCUGGGACCGCUCAUACGAGUGCAUUUGAAGAAUGGCAACAUACAAGAGGCAGUCAACGAGUUCGUCCGUCUAGCCAACAAGUACAACAAGACUCCUUUGAAACACGAACUUCUUUGUAAGAUCCUUAGCACCAUGAGCGACGGUCAGUCCGAAGAGAAGUUCUUGACUAACGAGAAAACUAACGGAAGAUAUAACAAGUUGGCGCAAACUGUACUCAAUACUAACAAGAAGGUUCAUGGAUCCGGCGACGUGCAGCUAACAAUCAUAGGAGCCCUAGCCGAGGCAGGAUUCAAGAAGACCCUCCGCAAGCUAUUCUUAGACCCUUCGGUUAAGUUCCACCCAGAUGCCAUAGUGCGGCGCUGCGAGCGUUUCGCUGAUGAGAAGAAAGUGAAGGCGCUGGAGACAUUAGCGGAGUGCGCGAGGGAUCUGCGACAUGUUGAUACUUCGGAGAUAUAUGACUUGAUACUGGAUGUGCAUCAACGCGACGAUAAUUACAACGAAGCCAUAGCUCUAUACACAAGGAUGCAAGAAGCUGAUAUCACCCCCUCACAGAAGUUCGUACAAACUCUCAUAUCAUUAAUCCAAGCCAACAACAAGGAGGUACCUUCAGAACUAUCAAUGUUAGUCAAUAAACAAGUUACGAAAGUCAAUUCUUAAGAACUUAUAUACUGUGUGAAAUUAUGUUAACGUGAUUUAUGAAAUGCAGUCUUAAAUUGUUAUUGUAUUGAAUUGAAAGUGCUCUGUCUUGUAAACUGUGUAUGUAA
Messenger RNA from Trichoplusia ni (cabbage looper), 3363 nucleotides. Its product is annotated as leucine-rich PPR motif-containing protein, mitochondrial-like. The record is from RefSeq and is a predicted model, not a curated record. The transcript is spliced from 17 exons. The coding region runs from base 77 to 3256 and encodes 1059 amino acids. Lineage: Eukaryota; Metazoa; Arthropoda; Insecta; Lepidoptera; Noctuidae. Gene Ontology annotation, molecular function: protein binding.